AUGGCGGCCUCUGUUUCACCGCUACGCUCCUCCUUCAGGAUUUGUAGCCCGUUAACGUUACACCACCACUGCUGCCGGGCCAAACUGCGGAUGCACAGAAAAUGCGACAGUCAAAGGAGACAUCUACACCAGUCGGCGACGAGGCACACCGCUGUGGUGAUUUCAGGGACGGAGUUGGCUCGUCAGAUCCACAGAGAAAUCCAGCGUGAUGUGGAAGAGCUAGUAGCUCAGGGCAACAUGAGACCCCACUUAGGAGUGGUCUUAGUGGGGGAUGACCCAGCCAGCCGUACCUAUGUUAAGAACAAGACCCGGGCAGCCAGCAUCCUGGGUAUUUCAAGUGACACAGUGGUGCGGCCUAGUUCGGUCUCCCAGGAGGAGCUGCUGGAUCUGAUUGACAAGAUGAACCGUGACUGGAGGGUCAGCGGCCUGUUGGUGCAGCUGCCACUUCCUGAACACAUCAAUGAGCGAGCAGUAUGUAAUGCCAUCGCUCCAGAGAAGGACGUAGAUGGCUUCCAUAUUGUGAAUAUCGGUAAGAUGUGUCUGGACCAGAGAUCCAUGGUGCCUGCCACACCUGCAGCUGUCUGGGAGAUCAUCAAAAGAGCAGGUAUUGAGACAGUGGGAAAGAAUGUGCUGGUUGCCGGUCGCUCCAAAAAUGUUGGAAUGCCCAUCGCAAUGUUGCUGCACACUGAUCGCAACCAUGAACGCCCGGGGGGUGAUGCCACAGUGACCAUUGCCCACAGAUGUACACCGAAGGAACAGCUGAAGGAGUUAACCAGCCUGGCUGACAUCAUUAUUGCAGCUGCAGGUGUUCCCAGGCUGAUCACAGCAGAUAUGGUGAAAGAGGGCGCAGCAGUCAUCGAUGUGGGCAUAAACCGCAUCCAGGACCCAAAAACGGGGAAAAUGCGGCUCAUCGGUGACGUGGACUUUGAGGGCGUGAAGGAGAAGGCCGGUUUCAUCACACCUGUUCCCGGAGGUGUGGGUCCGAUGACAGUCGCCAUGCUGAUGAAGAACACUGUGACUGCUGCCAGAAACGCACUGAUGCAUUAAACACACACAUUAUGAAGCUAUUUGUUUGAUUGAAUGAUAUACAGGACAAACAGCAUAUACAUACAUACACACACAUGCAUACAUCAGUUGAUUUAGGUUUACACGCACGCACACACACACACUUAGCCAAGCAUUUGACACACUUUUAUUUAAAAAUCCAUGGGCUCAAGACUCCAUACCUGCUGGGAAACUUACUUGAUAUGUACUUUGUUUAU
Molecule: messenger RNA, 1262 nt
Organism: Chelmon rostratus (copperband butterflyfish)
Lineage: Eukaryota; Metazoa; Chordata; Actinopteri; Chaetodontiformes; Chaetodontidae
Gene: mthfd2l
Product: methylenetetrahydrofolate dehydrogenase (NADP+ dependent) 2 like
Exons: 8
Coding region: 1-1047 (348 amino acids)
Biological process (GO): tetrahydrofolate interconversion
Cellular component (GO): mitochondrion
Molecular function (GO): methylenetetrahydrofolate dehydrogenase (NADP+) activity; methenyltetrahydrofolate cyclohydrolase activity; methylenetetrahydrofolate dehydrogenase (NAD+) activity
Source: RefSeq, a predicted model, not a curated record